AUGGCGGAGAUUCGUCGAAAGCUCGUCAUCGUCGGCGACGGCGCCUGUGGAAAGACCUGUCUGCUCAUUGUUUUCUCCAAGGGCACCUUCCCAGAGGUCUACGUUCCCACCGUUUUUGAGAACUACGUCGCCGAUGUCGAGGUCGACGGCAAACACGUUGAGCUUGCUCUGUGGGAUACCGCGGGCCAGGAAGAUUACGACCGUCUCCGCCCCCUCUCAUACCCCGAUUCACAUGUCAUCUUGAUCUGCUUUGCUAUCGAUUCGCCCGAUUCUCUCGACAAUGUCCAGGAGAAGUGGAUCUCUGAAGUCCUGCACUUCUGCCAGGGCCUCCCUAUCAUCCUUGUUGGCUGCAAGAAGGAUCUCCGUUACGACCAGAAGACCAUUGAGGAGCUCCACAAGACCUCGCAAAAGCCCGUGACACCAGAGCAGGCUGAGGACGUUCGUAAGAAGAUUGGCGCACAGAAGUAUCUUGAGUGCUCAGCCAAGACCAAUGAAGGCGUCAGGGAAGUGUUCGAACACGCCACCCGUGCUGCUCUCCUCACACGGAAAGAUAAGAAGAAGCCCAAGUGCUUGAUUUUGUAA
Messenger RNA from Lindgomyces ingoldianus, 582 nucleotides. Its product is annotated as GTP-binding protein rho1 precursor. Gene Ontology annotation, molecular function: GTP binding; GTPase activity. The transcript has 5 exons. Gene Ontology annotation, biological process: small GTPase-mediated signal transduction. Lineage: Eukaryota; Fungi; Ascomycota; Dothideomycetes; Pleosporales; Lindgomycetaceae. The coding region runs from base 1 to 582 and encodes 193 amino acids. The record is from RefSeq and is a predicted model, not a curated record.